AUGAAGUACGUCCGACAACACGUUCACAAGUUGACGCACUGCCGUCGUGUUCGUGGCUAUGGCGCCGCCUAUACCGUGCCCGUGUUCCUAACCGUAGCAGCCGUCUCGUUGUGGGUCAAUGCCACCCUCUUGCACUGGCUCGGACUUGCUCAACUUGUGCUGCUCACGAAACUCGUGCUACUGCUGGCAAUGCACGAAGUGCUCCGACCCUUCUGUCUCUCCUUCAGUCACGUCUGCUAUGUAGCAGCUCAUGUCAUUGCAGCCGCGAAUGCGGCGAUCCUGCAAUUCGUCAGACGAGGACUGCAGCCAAAGUUUCCAGAGUGGACACUCUGGUACGAAUGGUUCCAAGCCAUUGCCUUCGCUGCUGGUCAACAGAAUGGCGGCCACAUCCUAAAGCUUCAGAACGCCUUGGCUUUCCGGCGCAAUUUCGAGCUCAUUGGACGAGUAUUAGGGAUUUGGGCUUGCUGGUAUCAUCACAAGGAGCUCGAGACCUUCCAAUACAAUGGCCUCGAACAUCUGUGGCUACGCUCGCGAUCCAGCUCCAAAUCAAUGGACAGCAAGAGCCGGAUCGUCGUGUUGUAUUACCAUGGCGGAGGCUACGCACUCUUCAGCCCUCGCUUCUUUGUAGGCUUUGCCUGUCGGCUGCUAACUGGAAUCCAGAGCCAGCUGGGAGCUCUUGGUGGACACGCUACCGACUGUGCUACCAAAGACGUGCAGAUCUUGCUUGCCAACUACCGGAAGCUGCCCGAAGUCUGCUUCCCUGCACCUCUGAACGACGCCAUGAUGAUGUUCAACUACCUCGUUGACCACGAACAUGUUUUGCCUCAAAACAUCAUCCUAGCUGGAGACAGUGCAGGAGCUGGCCUGGUACUCGCGACGUUACUGAGACUACGACAGGCAGGACGUGAAAUGCCUCUCGCAGCUCUGUGCAGCUGUCCGUACGCAGACUUGUCGGCUGACGUGGCUGCGUCCGAGUAUUGCUUCAUCUCCAAGUCCAUGCUCGAUGCCAUCCGUGACUUGUGCGUUCUGGAGAUGCCGUGGUGUUCAUGGCGUGAAGGUGCCAUGCUACAGGCAGAUCUCCGUGGCCUGCCCCCACUCUUUGUUCAGACAGCGGAGUUUGAUAUUCUACACCAACAGUCGUUGCAACUUGUCAAGAACGCGCAAUGUGACGGUGUGGACGUCGAAUUGGACGUCCAUGAGCACAUGCCGCAUGUGUUUACGCUCUUCCCUCCCUUCAUCCUACCUCAAUCAUCGGUGGGUAUCGAGCGACUCGCAGCUUUUGUCACACGACAGACAACAGCGCAGCGAUUACCGGUGCAGUAUCCAAUGGCUGCUCCACCAUUCUGA
Molecule: messenger RNA, 1347 nt
Organism: Peronospora matthiolae
Lineage: Eukaryota; Oomycota; Peronosporomycetes; Peronosporales; Peronosporaceae
Source: the annotation of a GenBank genome assembly